Molecule: messenger RNA, 1915 nt
Organism: Hibiscus syriacus
Lineage: Eukaryota; Viridiplantae; Streptophyta; Magnoliopsida; Malvales; Malvaceae
Product: sterol 3-beta-glucosyltransferase UGT80B1
Exons: 15
Coding region: 81-1637 (518 amino acids)
Molecular function (GO): UDP-glycosyltransferase activity
Source: RefSeq, a predicted model, not a curated record
UCUUAAGUUUAUUCUUGAUCUUGUUUAUUUCUUUGGGGUUUCCUAGAUCCUCUUUGAGCUGCGGAAACACUUCAACCGCGAUGGAGGGAGGGAAUGAUGCGGCGAGGACAAGACCGAUAGCCGUUUUCAUAGCUUUCGGCACCAAAGGCGACGUCUACCCUAUAGCUGCCAUUGCUGCAGCUUUUUCUACGGACCUGAAUGGUUACGACGUCGCUUUUAUCACUCAUUCAGCGCAUGAGAAUCUAAGUUCACAUUUGGCAAAAAGGGAUGUAACUUAUGUUCCAGUUUCCUCGCCACCUGUUCUUUCUAGUAAUGGAACUGAUGAUAAUACAGGUUCACCGGAACUAGAAUUUUUAGAGCAGAAAAAGAUUAUUACAAAAGAGCACAGAAGAGAAUGCUAUUCGGCAGUUGAAAGGCUACUCGGUGAUGAUCCAUGCUUGGAGGGUGAUUUUAUUGGGAUAAAUUUCUUUGCUUUGGAAGGGUGGAGCCUUGCAGAACUUUUCUCUGUCCGUUGUAUUGUUCUUGCUCCUUACGUCGUUCCUUAUAGUGCACCUUCAUUCUUUGAGCGUCACUUCAGAAAAGAACUUCCUCUUUUGUACAAAUAUUUCCAGGAAGCUCCCGCUGAUAAGGUUUGUUGGAAAGAUGUAAUUCAUUGGAUGUGGCCACUUUUUAGUGAAAAUUGGGCGUCAUGGAGAAGUGAGGAUUUGAAUUUGAGUCCAUAUCCUUUUACAGAUCCGGUAACAGAUCUUCCUACUUGGCAUGAUAGGCCACCAUCUCCCUUACUAUUGUAUGGGUUUAGCAAAGAAAUUGUUGAGUGCCCUGAUUAUUGGCCAUCAAAUACUCGGGUUUGUGGCUUUUGGUUUGUCCCUAAAGAGUGGCAGUUUUCCUGUCUAGAAUGUGGACAAAUUUCAACACUGCUUUCCUCAGGGUAUCUAACCACUGAUGAUCUGUGUCCAGCUCAUGCUGAUCUACAAUAUUUUCUAAAAAAUCCAUUGUCAAGGCCACCGAUAUUCAUAGGGCUGAGUUCUAUUGGAAGUAUGGGGUUUAUGAGGAAUCCUCGAGCAUUUCUAGAUGUUGUCCGAACUGUUCUAGAAGUUACGUGUCACAGAUUCAUCCUUUUUACAGAUGGCUACGAACCAUUAGAUGCAGCAGUCCAGGAAAUUGCCUAUGAAGCAUCUUCUAUUUCGAAUCAAAGGUGGUCAGUUCUAAAGGGGAUCUCUCUUUUUGAUAGCCGGCUCUUUUGCUUUUCGGGUAUGAUACCUUACAAUUGGCUGUUCCCGAAAUGUGUAGCUGCAAUUCAUCAUGGAGGGAGUGGAUCCACUGCUGCUGCACUACAUGCUGGUAUCCCUCAGAUUAUAUGUCCGUUUAUGCUGGACCAAUUCUACUGGGCGGAGAAAAUGUUUUGGCUUGGAGUUGCUCCAGAACCUUUGAGUAGAAACCACCUCGUUCCAGAAAAUAUUUGUAACACAAGUAUCAGGGUCGAAGCAAAUGUACUAUCACAAGCAAUACAUGAUGCAUUAUCUCCUAGAAUCAAAGAAUGUGCAUUAGAAAUUGGUAAAAGGAUUUCUCCCGAGGAUGGAGUUUCAGAAGCUGUGAAGAUCCUCAGGGAAGAGAUCGGGUGUACAGCUUAUGAUUAACAAGAAGCUUUGUUAAAAACAGGAGAAAAAUUGUAAAAUGGAUGCCAAUGGUAAUAAUGUCAGCAUCAAACUCCUCCAACUUUGAGAGAUUGCUUUGAAGCCAUCCGAUGUAUUGCUGCAAACAAACUUCUGAUCUUGGUAGGUGCAAGUUGUAUUGUUCCUAAAUCACUUUAUGCGGAACGGCGCACACGCCAGUGCAAGAGUGAACGCUGGAGGCUGCUACCCCGAUCCCUGUCCUGUAGGUCACUUAGCAACAUAUACCAUCGCUAAUACCCUUU